AUGGAAGCAGACAAUCUUGAAGCUUUACAAAAGAUGUUAGAAGCUGACUCCCCUCUGGUGAGCGAACAAAAAAAUUUGUUAGCUUAUGGAGGGUUAAUUUUAUUUUAAAAAUUAUGUAUGUAAAUUUUUUUUCGAAUUUUAAAAAAGCUCAAUUCAAGAAAGUGGAAAACAAAAAUUAAUUUAAUCAGUCUUAAAAAUAGAAAUUUAAUAGAUUUAGCAAGAGAUUUCAUUACUAACUAUCGCUAUAUAUCAAAAUAUUUUUAUAAUAAAUUUGUAUAAAGAAAAAAUUAUUUUUCUAGGAGAUUUUUCCAAUGGUUUUGAUCGCUUACGGAUGAGAGGAGUGAACAGAAUAAAAAUAAAAACCUUCAAGAUCAACUUAGAAUAAAAGAUGAAGAAAGUCAACGAUUUGUAAAUUUUACUCAGAAGCAUCAACUCUUACAAGGCGCUUCAGGAGUCUCUACUGAUCUCGCAAGAAGACUAAGGGCACUUCAAAGGGAAAAAGAGCUAUUUUUGAGUUCUCUUGAAAGAGAAGAAGAAACUAUCACAAACAUAAUUUAUAGAUCUCUAGAAAAACUAAUGCAAGAUCAAAAUAACAUAGAGCACACUUUGAAUCAGGAGCAAGAAGAAAUAAUUAAUGCAAUGUCUAAACAAUUAGCUCAAGAGUACACAGAGCAAGAAAUAUUGUAGUUUUUACUUACAACUACCACUAGCAGUGAUAGAUAUGGUCAUAGUAAAAUGCAAAAAAUAUAUAUGUGAGCUAUCUAUGAAAUUAAUGAAUAAAAAAAUUAUUCUAAUAGAGGCGAGAUUAGUGAACUUCGAUUUCGAACCGAUGCACAAAAUAGAAGCCGAUCUGUUAGUGAUGUAGACUCUACAAAAGAAGGAGAGAAUACAGUAGAAGAUGUAAUAACUGACUCAAGUUUCAGCAGCGACAGCGAAAGUGCAGGGGGAUUUAUAAGUGAGGAAAAAAGAAAAAUCAGGAUAAUGGAGUCAGAUCUGCAGAGAAUUAAACAGCAAAUGAGAAUGGCAAAGAGGGAAGUCAGGAAAUAUAAACACAUGUAUGAAAAAAUGCUAGAAACUCAACAAAGAUUAAUGAAAGAAAAUUAUGAUUUAGGGCAAAAGAUUGCUCAGAGCGAGGGCGAAGGGGACACAGAUAGAAGUGAUUUAUCGUUCGAAAGCUGCUCAAGCAGAAGCGUCGGGUGGUUUGAUGGAUCGCAAGAAUUGCCACCAAUAAAUAGAAAAGAUAUUAUUGAGCCAAAGAAGAAAUAA
This is a messenger RNA of Blepharisma stoltei, 1266 nucleotides long. The record is from the annotation of a GenBank genome assembly. Lineage: Eukaryota; Ciliophora; Heterotrichea; Heterotrichida; Blepharismidae.